AUGUCCAAUCUCACCCAGCUCAUCAAAAACACCAACAAAUACAAUAGCCUCUCCAUUGCGGACCACAAACUUGUUGUUAGAGAGGAGUUUGGCUGCAUCAAAAAGGCUGCACAGAAGAGAAAGAACAAGGCCAUUGAGAACUUCCUCACAGUCAACUUGAGGAAGGAUCUCCAGGAGCUCGGUGUCAAGCUUGAAGACUCCAAUGGGAACUAUACAGCACAGAUCAGGAUCUGUGUAACAAUCAUUCACUCAGGCCUCACAUCUGCCCUCAUUGUGGUCACCAGAGACUCUUCUGCAUCCAUGUUAUACUGUUACUACAAGGAAAAUGUCAUCCACUGCUACAAGGUCAAGGUUGUUAGCUGGGAGCACAAAGACUGGCAGAACCUGGGCAUACUUCAAAGGGGCAGGGUUGCCAUUGAGAGGCUUGCAGAUACUGUUCAGAAGGGGCAGUGUGGUUUCAUUGAAUUGAUGAUGAUGAGGUCAACGAGCCACACACAGAUUCUGUUGGAUGUGUCACUCACUCCCAACUGCAAUUUUAACCCCACAUUGCCAUGGACACCUCCUGACACCCCCAUUCUGGUUAUGACAUCCUCUUCCUUGUUUUCAGAGGAGAUGGCCACACUGUCCUUGCCUUUGGAAGAGGCAGCCACAUCCCCUGAUGCUAUGCCCGCCAAUGCCUUGGCUGCUCUUGCCCCUCAUUGUUGCCCAUUCAUGCUGUGUCCACAUCUGCUCCUGCUCUUUUCACUUCCCCAAAGCACCCAGCCAUGGCUUUGGUGGCACACUUGGAUGGCCCCUGGCCCAAAUGUUGUUGCCAGACCAAGAGGUUAA
Messenger RNA from Coniophora puteana RWD-64-598 SS2, 828 nucleotides. RefSeq lists its product as uncharacterized. Bases 1 to 828 code for a protein of 275 amino acids. The transcript has 4 exons. The record is from RefSeq and is a predicted model, not a curated record. Lineage: Eukaryota; Fungi; Basidiomycota; Agaricomycetes; Boletales; Coniophoraceae.